This is a messenger RNA of Pseudo-nitzschia multistriata, 959 nucleotides long. The record is from the annotation of a GenBank genome assembly. Lineage: Eukaryota; Bacillariophyta; Bacillariophyceae; Bacillariales; Bacillariaceae.
CGCCAGCAUCACGCUUCUUUUCUUGUCGUCGGAUUCAUCGAGUUUUUUCGUGGAAGGAGUCACACAACCAGGAUUAUCCUCCAUUCCUCUAACAACCACUAGCAGCAUCAUAGCCGGAAGAAAAAAGAUGUCGAACGACAGCAAAUUCUCUGCUUCCGCCCUCGGCGAACUAAAAGAAACAAUACGGUCCCAAACCAAGGAGAUCGAACGUUUAAAGGCACAGCUGGCCAAAAGCGGUGGUGGUGGCAAAUCGAAAGCUGCUUCUCAUGGUGGCGGCCACGGAGGCGACGUCGAACUCACCGUAGAAGAACUGAACAAAUACCUCCACGACCCGUUUUAUCGGGUAGGCCUGGAACGCGUGGGGUGGCUGGGAAUUUUCUUGGGAUCGCUCUCUGCAACCGCUUUGAUCAUGAACGUCUUUGAAGAGACCCUGGAAAAGCAUAUCGAACUCGCUCUGUUUGUUCCUCUUCUCGCGGGGCACGGUGGAAACACUGGUGGCCAAACGGUCGGCACGAUACUCUCAGCCCUCAGUGCCGGAACGAUCAAGGUAUCGGAUGCGCCCAAGGUUGUUUGGAAAGAAAGCUGUGCCGGUAUCCUGUCGGGUUCUAUACUGGGUGCAAUAGUUGCUCCCAUUGCCUAUAAGGUCCUGGGGGUUAGCUUUCACGUUGCCGUCGUUCUCUUCUUCACGUUGCCGCUAGUUUCCAUGAUUGCAUCUACGCUGGGUUCCAUCAUUCCCUUCAUCUGCGUUCUGGUUCGCCUCGAUCCAAGUGUGAUUGCAGCACCUGCCAUGACCAGUUUGGUGGACGUUGCGGGACUUAUGGGUUACUUCAUGAUCGCUAACUACAUAUUUAAAUUGUACGGACUGGAGCUUUGAGUGAAAGCAAGAGACACGAACCUUUCAACACACGCUUGCAGUCCCUCCGAAACAAUAUCUUCGGCUAUAAAUCGUAAAGAAAGAA